AUUGACGGCGAUUGGACAUUAAAUUAACAGUUUUUCACAAUUUGUGUAUCGAGGGUGAUACAACAUUUAUUAUAUGUACAAUGACGGUACGAAUACAAAGUCACAACGUGAAGAUUUUUCACAUGUCGAAACGCGACUCCAAAAAUAUGUUCGAGGCGAGAGAAAACGAACGCCAGGAACCUGUCGUUCCGUGUCGCGUAUCACACGGCGGACAUGUUAAGAGGAACGAAGAUAUAUCUUAACUGUUGCACUUGCCACUCGCCAAUUAAGCGUGAAAUUAACAAACAUUUUGGCUCACUAGCCACCGCAAAGGUUUCAAUUUUCUGAAUGUGAGACGGCAGAGGUCUAUCAGAGCGGUACUAUGCAUCGGUAACAUGAUCUCGCAGUCACACCCACUGACAGUUUCUAGAGAACUCUGUCCGCGCUUCACAAAAUCCUUCGUAUAAAUCAAAUUAAACGACUCUCGAGCUUCGAUCGAGGCAUGUAUUUUAAAAAGCAAUUUUAUCUGACAAAAAGUAUUGCAAUUAAAGAUUUUAAAUUCUAUUUUGUUAGCUCGAGAAUUAUUCAAGAAAAUUUGCACAAUAAAAUUACGAGUUGUAUAAAGUUAGAAGAGAUUCACGUAAUUAAUUUUGUUAUCUUUAUGUCGACUCAUCGUGUGCAUGAAAAAAGUAUACACAAUCAGGAAUACAAUCUCAUUAAAAUCACAGUUUAUAUCAAACGAAGGAGCAGGUUCGCCGGAAUGGCGGUAUGAUGUAAAUUCGCGGAUAUUCGCGGGUCGCCACUUCUUGGCGGUGUCUAAUAAUAUACCGAAGACCCAGUUUUUCGUGUUUUGGGCAACGCACUCAAAACGAUCUCAUUAUUAUAUACGAUAAUCUGGAAAUAUGUUCAUCGCGUAGGAAAGAUGAUCUUCGUAAUAGCUACCAGCACCAAAUAGUCACCGAAAUAGCGGUUUAAUGGCAUAAAUGCAUUUGUCGAACGCAUUAAGCAGUGCCAUCGGAUUAAUUAUUAGACAAUAACGUACAGUUGUGAAACUAAACAUUACACAUUUUUCGUACGAUAUAAUGAUACACUUUUGUGAGUGUUACGUCUGUUGCAUUGUAAGUCAAUUUAUUAUUUUUAAAUUAUUUUUAAAUGUGAGUCCGAUUAAGGUAUUAUUGUUCAAACAUACUAUUUAUAUAAGUACUUGUAUGCCUUUCGACCGGACAAAUUCAGUCGGAAUCAACGACAGUUCCCUUUUUCUCUCUUCUUUCUAUUAAAUUAAUAAGUUAUAGCUGAAUCAAUUUUGCAUCGCAUCUGUUACCUAUCAUGAUUAUUAAACGGCGUUCCGUGGCAGUGACAGAAAUUUAUAGUCACCUCAUUACCACCGUUUAGUGGUCGCUACCGUCUCGCAAUACGAGAUCAUUAAAAGCUCCUUCCAGAGACGCACGUGCUUGCCAAGAUCCGCCCAGGGGAUUGUGCGAUUGGUCGAGCUCGCGAUGACGUCGUGAGCACGUGGCUUUGGGAUACCGCCUCAAGGGACGAAGAAUUUGACUUGAGUGCCAAAAAAAUAUUGUUGGACACCGCGAGUAACCCCGACAAAACAGUCGCUGGUUUCGGCUCUAAUCUUCCGAACACAGAGAUCAAGGGGGUACCAAUGUAAUCAGAGAGCUUUGUUGUUCAUUCUUUCGGUUAUUGCCGAUAUCACCGUUUUCUCGUUUAAUUAAAAUAUAAUAUAAUGUAUUAAUUUACAAAGAAGAUGCUACAAGUGAAAUACCAAAAUCGUGCGAUUAAGUUUUGGUGAAACGGUAUCGUCACUAAACUGAUUCUUGUGAUAUCUUAAGUACAUAAACCGGGUCAGAGAAAAAAGUGAGUGAUAUUAAAAAUUAAUAGAAAGAACUUAAAAAUAUAAUCCUUGAAGAACUAACUUCAAUAAACGCGCACCAUUCACUCGAGAGUAUCGAAAAGACAGUUUUAUAGAUGCUAUUAGCAAGAUAUUCUGAGUAUUGUCUCGACCAAAUAUAUUCAAGAUGUCCGACGAAGAGAUGAAAAAGUCAGGUUCGCCGAAGGGGACGAGCGAUUCUGCGGAAAAUCCGAGAUUGUGCUCUUUCAGCAUCGAGAGACUAUUAGCACCGAGCAAGAUAGAGGAAGAAGAAAAUAAGUUCUCACAGCACACCGAUUUGUCCUUGCUUUGCCAAGAAAAUAACGAAUUGGAGACGAGAAUGGUUGUUGCACCCGAUUCAUCCAUGUCAAUGGCGGAGGAAAUUGAGCUCGACGAUACUGACAUGGUAUUCUCGACAUCUCCUGAACCAGAGAUGUAUUAUGAAGCGUGCACCAGCAGUAGCGGCGCGAAUUCGACCACGAGCGCGGACAGGGACGUCCAGGAGAAGGCCGCCGCCGCUAUUAGCGACGACGAGAGGAAGAAGAGGCCACGCACCGCGUUCACCGCCACGCAAAUUAAAUCCUUGGAGGCGGAAUUCGAGAGGAACAAGUACCUGAGCGUGGCGAAGCGGCUGCAGCUGAGCAAGAAUUUGAAGCUCACGGAAACGCAAAUAAAGAUAUGGUUCCAAAAUAGACGGACUAAAUGGAAAAGGAAGUACACUAAUGACGUCGAGCUAUUGGCGCAGCAAUACUAUUCGAGCUUAGGAAUUCCAGCACCACGACCCAUUUUUGUCGGUGAUCGCUUAUGGUUCUUCAAUUACCCGGGACAAACGCAACCGGCAAUACCAUUGCUGCCGCAGCAUUUAACACCGUUAUCGCUACCGCCUGCAUUGCCUAUUGUUCAACCGUUGCCCAGUAAUCUAUCGAUGAGACAACAAACAUCCAUCUUUCAAAACAUACCGACCAGCCACAUCGCGCAUCAUCUAACUCAGAGAUUGGACUUUAGGCAUCACGACCCUUAAUUUGCGGGUACCUAAAUUAAAUCGGUGUGACCAGUUAUAUAAAAUAAAUUAAUAAUCCUUUGCGUACAGAGCAGUAUGCGACUAUGAAAUCAAACUUGUUUGUCAGUAACGAACGUUAUAACUGUGUAGCGCACUUCUUUAGUAUAGCGUACCAUAUCGAUACUGAUCGAUUACGAAACGCAUAACUAUCACUAUUUUAAUUUGUUACUCAAGUUAAAUUACAUAAGAUAUUUAUUUUAUAUAUUUUUUCAUAAAAUGAUUUAUUUAUGAAUAUUUUUGGCCAUGAUUUCAUUGGCCAAUUGUUUUUACUAAAACGUGUAUCAUAAAUGCAAUAUUUCAUGAAGAUAACUCGUUAAACACAUGUGGAUUCAUUGUACUCAAAGGAUUAAAUCAUUUCAUGGUACGGCAUAGAAAGAUUAUAAUCUAAUUUAAAUAUAUACUCGGAUAGGAAAUGUAAUACAGACUCGUAUAAAUAAACUGCUUUUGGCGCAAGAUA
Messenger RNA from Vollenhovia emeryi, 3375 nucleotides. It is a transcript of the gene lms, whose product is annotated as homeobox protein ceh-19. Gene Ontology annotation, molecular function: DNA-binding transcription factor activity, RNA polymerase II-specific; DNA binding. NCBI's taxonomy places the organism in Eukaryota, Metazoa, Arthropoda, Insecta, Hymenoptera, Formicidae. Gene Ontology annotation, biological process: neuron differentiation; central nervous system development; regulation of DNA-templated transcription. The record is from RefSeq and is a predicted model, not a curated record. The coding region runs from base 2007 to 2879 and encodes 290 amino acids. The transcript has 5 exons.